Messenger RNA from Suncus etruscus (white-toothed pygmy shrew), 3521 nucleotides. RefSeq names its product activity dependent neuroprotector homeobox (gene ADNP). The record is from RefSeq and is a predicted model, not a curated record. Gene Ontology annotation, biological process: regulation of gene expression. Lineage: Eukaryota; Metazoa; Chordata; Mammalia; Eulipotyphla; Soricidae. Gene Ontology annotation, molecular function: DNA binding. Gene Ontology annotation, cellular component: nucleus. The transcript has 5 exons. The coding region runs from base 110 to 3517 and encodes 1135 amino acids.
CGCGCCGCCGCCGCCGCCGUGCCGCCCGCCGCCCGCCGCCGCCCGGCCCCCCAGCACGCCGGCCCCGCGCGCGCCUCGAGGCCGACUCAAGCACCACCAGGAGUAACCCAUGAGUACCACGCCAGGACACCAAACACGGCAUUCUGCUCCAAAAGUCACUGUCAGAGACAGUAAAAUGUGGUUGCCAUGCACAGAGGAAAAGGAAACUAUGUUCCAACUUCCUGUCAACAAUCUUGGCAGUUUAAGAAAAGCCCGGAAAACUGUGAAAAAAAUACUUAGUGACAUUGGGUUGGAAUACUGUAAAGAACACAUAGAAGAUUUUAAACAGUUUGAACCUAAUGACUUUUAUUUGAAAAACACUACAUGGGAGGAUGUAGGACUAUGGGACCCUUCACUUACAAAAAACCAGGAUUAUCGGACAAAACCUUUUUGCUGCAGUGCUUGUCCGUUUUCUUCAAAAUUCUUCUCUGCCUACAAAAGUCAUUUUCGGAAUGUCCAUAGUGAAGACUUUGAAAAUAGAAUUCUUCUUAAUUGCCCCUACUGUACCUUCAAUGCAGACAAAAAGACUUUGGAAACACACAUUAAGAUAUUUCAUGCUCCAAACGCCAGCACAUCAAAUAGCAGCCUCAGCACUUUCAAAGAUAAAAGCAAAAACGAUGGCCUUAAACCUAAGCAGGCUGACAGUGUAGAGCAAGCUGUUUAUUACUGUAAGAAGUGCACUUACCGAGAUCCUCUUUAUGAAAUAGUUAGGAAGCACAUUUACAGGGAACAUUUUCAACAUGUCGCAGCACCUUAUAUAGCAAAGGCAGGUGAAAAAUCACUCAAUGGUGCAGUCCCCCUAGGCUCAAAUGCCCGUGAAGAGUGUAGUAUUCACUGCAAACGAUGCCUUUUCAUGCCAAAGUCCUAUGAAGCUUUGGUUCAACAUGUCAUUGAAGACCACGAACGCAUAGGCUAUCAGGUCACUGCCAUGAUUGGGCAUACAAAUGUUGUGGUUCCCCGAGCCAAACCUUUGAUGCUUAUUGCUCCCAAACCUCAAGAGAAGAAGGGCAUGGGACUCCAGUCAAGAAUUGGUUCCCUUGCUUCUGGAAAUGUUAGAUCUUUGCCAUCACAGCAGAUGGUAAAUCGACUCUCCAUACCAAAGCCAAACUUAAAUUCUACAGGAGUCAAUAUGAUGUCUAAUGUUCACCUACAGCAGAACAACUAUAGUGUAAAAUCUGUAGGUCAGGGCUAUGGCGUUGGUCAGUCAAUGAGAUUGGGUCUUGGUGGCAAUGCCCCUGUUUCCAUUCCUCAACAGUCACAGUCUGUAAAACAGUUACUUCCAAGUGGAAAUGGCAGGUCUUAUGGGCUUGGGACAGAGCAGAGAUCCCAGGCACCAGCCAGAUAUUCCCUACAGUCAGCUAAUUCCUCUUCACUUCCAGCAAGCCAGUUAAAAUCUCCUUCCCUCUCCCAGUCCCAGGCAUCUAGAAUGUUAGGUCAGUCCAGUUCUAAGCCGACUGUUGCUGCCACAGGGCCUCCUCCAGUCAAUACAUCCUCAACUCAAAAAUGGAAAAUAUGUACAAUCUGUAAUGAGCUUUUUCCUGAAAAUGUCUAUAGUGUGCACUUCGAAAAAGAACAUAAGGCUGAGAAAGUUCCAGCAGUAGCAAAUUACAUUAUGAAAAUACACAAUUUUACUAGCAAAUGCCUCUACUGUAAUCGAUAUCUGCCCACAGAUACCUUGCUUAACCACAUGUUAAUUCAUGGUUUGUCUUGUCCUUACUGCCGUUCAACUUUCAAUGAUGUGGAGAAGAUGGCAGCUCACAUGCGGAUGGUUCACGUUGACGAAGAAAUGGGACCUAAAACAGAUUCCACUCUAAGUUUUGAUUUGACAUUGCAGCAGGGUAGUCACACCAAUAUCCACCUCCUUGUAACCACAUACAAUCUGAGGGAUGCCCCUGCUGAAUCUGUUGCUUACCACGCCCAAAAUAACCCACCAGUCCCUCCAAAACCACAGCCAAAAGUACAGGAAAAGGCUGAUAUCCCCAUCAAAAGUUCCCCUCAAGCUGCAGUGCCCUAUAAAAAGGAUGUUGGGAAGACACUUUGCCCGCUCUGCUUUUCCAUCCUGAAAGGACCCAUAUCUGAUGCACUUGCUCAUCAUUUGCGAGAGAGGCACCAAGUAAUUCAGACAGUUCAUCCAGUAGAGAAAAAGCUCACCUAUAAAUGUAUUCAUUGCCUUGGUGUUUACACCAGCAACAUGACCGCCUCAACCAUCACUCUGCAUUUGGUUCACUGCAGGGGUGUCGGGAAGACCCAGAAUGGCCAAGAUAAGACAGCUGCGCCCUCUCGGCUUAAUCAGUCACCAGGCCUGGCACCCGUGAAGCGCACUUACGAGCAAAUGGAAUUUCCCUUGCUGAAAAAGCGAAAGUUAGAUGAUGAUAGUGAUUCCCCCAGCUUCUUCGAAGAGAAGCCUGAGGAGCCUGUUGUUUUAGCUUUAGACCCUAAGGGUCAUGAAGAUGAUUCUUAUGAAGCCAGGAAAAGCUUUCUAACAAAGUAUUUCAAUAAACAGCCCUAUCCCACCAGGAGAGAAAUUGAGAAGUUGGCGGCCAGUUUAUGGUUGUGGAAAAGUGAUAUUGCUUCCCAUUUUAGCAACAAGAGGAAGAAGUGUGUCCGAGACUGUGAGAAGUACAAGCCUGGAGUGUUGUUGGGCUUCAAUAUGAAAGAAUUAAACAAAGUUAAGCAUGAGAUGGAUUUUGAUGCUGAGUGGCUCUUUGAAAAUCAUGAUGAAAAGGAUUCCAGAGUCAAUGUUAGUAAAACUGCUGACAAGAAGCUCAACCUCGGGAAGGAAGAUGACAGUUUCUCGGAUAGUUUUGAAAACUUGGAAGAAGAAUCCAAUGAAAGUGAUAGCCCAUUUGACCCUGUUUUUGAGGUUGAGCCGAAAAUCCCUAAUGAUAACCCAGAGGAACAUAUACCGAAGGUCAUUUCUGAGGAUGUUUUAGAAUCUGAGGAGAAGCUAGACCAAAAAGAGGAGGAAGGUUCGAAAUAUGAAACGAUUCAUUUGACUGAGGAGCCUGCCAAAUUAAUGCCUGAUGCUUCUGAUAGUGAGGUUGACCAAGAUGAUGUUGAAUGGAAAGAUGGUGCUUCUCCAUUGGAGAGUGGGCCUGGUUCCCAACAGGUGUCAGACUUUGAGGACAAUACAUGUGAAAUGAAACCAGACACGUGGUCAGAUGACUCUUCCCAGAGUGAGGAUGCAAGGAGCAGUAAGCCAGCUGCCCAAAAAAAGGCUCCCAUGCCAGGUGACACAGAGCAGUUGAAAUGGAAGAAUAGUUCCUAUGGAAAAGUUGAAGGGUUUUGGUCCAAGGACCAGUCACAGUGGAAGAAUGCAUCUGAAAACGAUGAGCGCUUAUCCAACCCACAGAUCGAGUGGCAGAAUAGCACAAUUGACAGUGAGGAUGGAGAACAGUUUGACAAUAUGACUGAUGGAGUAGCUGAGCCAAUUCAUGGUGGCUUAACUGGAGUUAAACUGAGCAGCCAGCAGGCAUAAAUGU